AUGAUUCCACUCUCAAGUUGUAAUGAUGCCGCGGAUGCUCUCAUAGAUUGGUUCGGUCCUGAGGAUCUCAAAUACGUUGUUGGUGGGGAAAGAUGGUGGCAGGUUCGUGGUCUGAACGGCGUAGAUGCUGAAUGGAUCGCGGAGCAAGAAGAUGUAUCCAAUACUCCGCCCAAAUCAGAGAAUGGUAAAAAAAGGAGUACUAUAGAAGCAGACAUUGCUCGCAUGGAGGAACUUGAUACAGUAAUGCUAUAUGUUCAUGGAGCCCAAAAAUUCAAAGGCAAAGCCUUUGCUGUAAACUAUCGAAAGGCACCUCAAUACCCCUGGCCAUGUGCUUUACAGGAUGUUCUGGCUGCGUAUUUUUACCUCAUAAAUCCUCCGCACAGUGCAGCACACAAACCUAUACCUCCCUCAAAAAUUGUAUUCGCGGGAGAUUCUGCUGGGGGUGGCCUCUGCCUAACCACACUUACCAUCCUAAGAGAUUUGAAUAUGCCAAUGCCUGCGGGAGCUGUGUUGAUAAGUCCAUGGAUAGACCUUACCCACAGUUUUCCAAGUGUAAUGCAAAACUACGAAACGGAUAUUAUACCAAAGCACGGAUUCCUUGCAAAACCUUCAACGCUAUGGCCUUUGCCGACCCGACCUGAACACGGAGGUCGCGUAGUUACUACAGUCACCAAUGUACCACCCAGACCUGGAGAUGCUGAUACACUCAAGCCUCUCGAUGGCCUAGCCCAACGUGGACAAGUGACGGAUAGCAAUAUUUACGGGCCUGGAAAGCCGGUUCAAACUCAAGAACAGAUGCUCACCGAUAGUCAAUCUCCCUCUUUUCUAAACAACCGAGAAAAAGCAGCUCAACACCUUACUUCUGGCCACAUAGAUGUUAAUUCCAUAGAUGUUGAUCCGGCUCAAGGUGUUACCAGCUCAAUUGAAAAAGACAUAUCUGAAGAUGAUAUCGAGAAUUGGCACCCCAAACCUCCAAAAGUUCUCAUGGAAAACCCCAAUGCAGUGCCUUUGGAACUGCGCUCGCAAAUCCAGAUGUAUGCAACUACAGAACAGUUAACACAUCCAUUGGUGUCACCUGUGUUGCAAGGGUCACUCGGCAACCUACCCCCGUUGUAUAUAAUAGCAGGGGAAGGUGAAUUGUUGAGGGACGAAAUCAUAUAUCUAGCUCACAAGGCAGCGCAUCCAAAAGACUAUCCAGCAAGCCCCAGUGCACUCAAAUCACGGCGCCAAAGAGAGAACUCUGAAAAGUACAUUGAACCAACUAAGGCAGUUAAUCAGGCCAAGUAUGCAUAUCGAGCAGUAGCAGAAUUUAUCAAACAUGUCACCAAAUACGACGAAGAGCAUUUAAAACGAAAUCCAUUCCCUGAGCUACAUCGACCCCCUGAAGAUAUUCCAGUAGACCGAGACCCCGAUUUACAGGAAAAUGCUGCGGGCAAUACCGAUGAAGACAAAUGUGAAGAAGAAGAAAAUAGCGCCAAUGUACUUGACGUGAACAAGCAGAAAACACCAUCAGAUAUUGGCAUCUAUCUGGAAAACCAAGCCCUGGUUGUGCAAGAGACAGGUGAACCCGAGGCAGAUACCAUAUCUUCUAAAACUUCGAAGACUACGCAAUGUAAUGAUGAUAAUCAGGAUAUCCCGGGAUUAUUGAUGAUUCGUGAGCGUGUCGAUAUAUAUGGGAAAGUUCGGCCCAUGGAACCACGAGACAAACUGGCCGCGUUGCAGCUUGCCGCGUCAGAAAUUGGCCUUCUUAAAGAAGCGCCCGCUCUACGAUGGGCCGCUGGGCAGGAUGAAUGGGAUCGCGUAUAUUCCAAGCAAGCUGAACGAGUUUUGAAGCAAAAGAGUCGCCACGAAGAAAAGGCGAGGCAUAUGCUUCAAAGAGCUUUACAGCAAGGAUUUGUCCACUCCUCACAUGGGCAGCCGAACAGCGAGGCUGGAGUCGUAAUGGAGCAAGAAAAGAAAGUGAGAAGAAGGACGUCUGUGGGUAAGAUUCAACCUGACCGCCGUUGGGGACCACUUGACCUUGAAGGAGAACGGCCCCCGCCUAGUGCUAUUGCAGGGAGAGUUGACACGCCAGAGGCCUUGGCGCUUUUGAAGAAGCACAUUUAUUUUACAGCGCCUGUGACGCAUCUCAUGGUGCCCAAGGUGAGAGCGAGAGAUGCAAUACAAGCAGCGUUCGACCCGGACGACGACCCCAAUAAGCCACCUCCCCAGUCGGUAUCUGAGGAGCAGAUACGAGCUAGAUGCAUUCCGGUGCACGGGCUUAGGAUGUGGGACAACAUACUGCGGUGGGCAGGCCUGUGA
Molecule: messenger RNA, 2301 nt
Organism: Psilocybe cubensis
Lineage: Eukaryota; Fungi; Basidiomycota; Agaricomycetes; Agaricales; Agrocybaceae
Exons: 10
Coding region: 1-2301 (766 amino acids)
Molecular function (GO): hydrolase activity
Source: RefSeq, a predicted model, not a curated record